AUGCUGAUAGGAAUCACGGGCCCCAUCUGCGCCGGCAAGCACAGCACGGCCGAGUAUCUGGUCCAACACCAUGGGUUUCUGAGACUACAUCUGCCGAGCCCGUCGCAACUUCAACCACCUCACAAUUACAGCCCGCCGCGAGACUCUUCCCCCGGACAGACCUCGUCUGAUUCUUCUGUCUCUGCGUCCGGGUCCGGGUCCGCGUCCGAGACUGUGGCCCGCCUCCUACCCAGCGUAACCGACCAAAGAGGCACGCGGGGCCUGACCUUCCCGGACGUCGACAACCUGCUCGAGUUCGUGACCAGGCGAUGGCGCGAACACUGGGUGCUGACGGACAUUUGUGACGAAGCGACGCUCGAGGCCCUGCUGAGACGUCCGUUUUUCUUAUUACUCAACGUCGAUGCCCCGGUGGGCAUCCGAUACGGGAGGUUCAGUGACCGCUGCCGCGCCCGCAAUCUGUCGCCCAUGCCCCUGGCCGACUUCAUCUACUACAACGACCUCCAACUCUACGGAUCGCGGGCGGCAGUAUUGGCAUCGGCAUCGGCAGACAACACCUCAACCUCAUCCACAGCUACCUUGCACUCUCAUUCCCACCAGACUCAAGCUCACGCCCAUCCCAAUGACCAUCCCCAAGUCGGUCCAUGUAUAGCAUCAUCAUCCCCCGGGACAGGCACGGCACACCUGUUAGCCCGCUCGCACUUGCAGAUCCUCAACGCCCACCCGACCAUUCCGUCUUACUACUCUUUCCUCGCCACCCUAGACCUGCCUUCGCCCGUCCGGCUCCGGCCCACGUGGGACGCCUACUUCAUGACCCUGGCGUCGUUGGCCUCCCAACGAUCCAACUGUAUGAAACGCCGUGUCGGCUGCGUCUUGGUCCACAACGCCCGCAUCAUCUCCACGGGCUACAACGGCACUCCACGCAACCUGACCAACUGCAACGAAGGCGGCUGUGCGCGCUGCAACAACGCCAGCUCCGGCGGCUCCGCCUUGUCCACCUGUCUGUGCCUGCACGCCGAGGAAAACGCGCUGCUCGAGGCCGGCCGCGAGAGGAUCAGGGACGGCACAAUCUUGUACUGCGACACAUGCCCCUGCUUGACGUGCAGUGUCAAGAUCGCCCAGGUCGGCGUCAAGGAGGUCGUCUACACUCAAGGGUAUAACAUGGAUGACGCCAGUAGACGUGUCCUGAAGGAGGCUGGCGUCGAGUUGAGGCAGUUCAGCCCGCCCAAAAGCGGUCUCGUCGGAUUCGCACCACCUGAUACAGAACCUGACUACCCGGCGCACAGGCUGGAUGCAGAGCAAAUGUUACUUCUUAAUGGUCAAAAGUAA
This is a messenger RNA of Capronia epimyces CBS 606.96, 1326 nucleotides long. RefSeq lists its product as uncharacterized. The coding region runs from base 1 to 1326 and encodes 441 amino acids. The record is from RefSeq and is a predicted model, not a curated record. Gene Ontology annotation, molecular function: zinc ion binding; hydrolase activity. NCBI's taxonomy places the organism in Eukaryota, Fungi, Ascomycota, Eurotiomycetes, Chaetothyriales, Herpotrichiellaceae. The transcript has 2 exons.